Molecule: messenger RNA, 3953 nt
Organism: Suricata suricatta (meerkat)
Lineage: Eukaryota; Metazoa; Chordata; Mammalia; Carnivora; Herpestidae
Gene: SS18L1
Product: SS18L1 subunit of BAF chromatin remodeling complex
Exons: 12
Coding region: 106-1332 (408 amino acids)
Biological process (GO): positive regulation of dendrite morphogenesis; positive regulation of transcription by RNA polymerase II
Cellular component (GO): nucleus
Molecular function (GO): transcription coactivator activity
Source: RefSeq, a predicted model, not a curated record
GGCCCUUACUCGCGUGUCCCGUUGUUUUUCAGCCUGCCACCCCGGCCAGCCUCCUCACCUAACAGAAACUUUACCGAUUCGCUUUACAGCCUUUCCCCGCGUCCUAUGCUGGACGAGAACCACCACCUGAUCCAGUGCAUCCUGGACUACCAGAGCAAGGGCAAGACGGCUGAGUGCACCCAGUACCAGCAGAUCCUGCACCGGAACCUCGUCUACCUGGCCACAAUCGCGGAUUCUAACCAGAACAUGCAGUCCCUGCUCCCCGCUCCGCCAACGCAGAACAUGAACCUGGGCCCCGGGGCGCUGUCCCAGAGCGGCUCCAGCCAGGGCCUGCACUCCCAGGGCAGCCUCAGUGACGCCAUCGGCGCGGGCCUGCCCCCGUCCUCCCUCAUGCAGGGCCAGAUCGGCAACGGUCCGAACCACGUGUCCAUGCAGCAGACGGCCCAGAGCACGCUGCCUACCACCUCCAUGAGCAUGUCGGGCAGCGGCCACGGCACGGGGCCUGGCUACAGCCACUCGGGACCCGCCUCGCAGAGCGUGCCCCUGCAGGGCCAGGGCGCCAUCGGCAACUAUGUGUCACGGGCCAAUAUCAACAUGCAGUCCAACCCAGUGUCCAUGAUGCACCAGCAGGCGGCCUCGUCGCACUACAACUCGGCGGCGCAGGGCGGGAGCCAGCACUACCAGGGCCCAUCGUCCAUGGCCAUGAUGGGCCAGAGCGGCCAGGGGGGCAGCAUGAUGGGGCAGCGGCCCCUGGCGCCCUACCGGCCCUCCCAGCAAGGCUCGUCCCAGCAGUACCUGGGCCAGGAGGAGUACUACGGCAGCGAGCAGUACGGACACAGCCAGGCCGCCUCGGAGCCCAUGGGCCAGCAGUACUACCCUGAGGGCGGACCCCUGACCCCCGCCCCCCGAGCAGGGAGGCUGCCUGCGUCUCGAGGGAACGGAGGCCGGGAGGUGGCAGGAAGCUCCUUUACGGACUCAGCACGCGGGGAAAACGGAUCAGGACACGGAGACUACGCCUACCCGCAGUCGUACACGGAGCAGAGCUACGACCGGUCCUUCGAGGAGUCCACGCAGCACUACUACGAGGGCGGGAACGCGCAGUACAGCCAGCAGCAAGCCGGCUACCAGCAGCCGUACCCCAACCAGCAGAGCUACCCCGGGCAGCAGCCAGGCUACGGGCCCGCCCAGGGAGCCGCCUCGCAGUACCCCGGCUACCAGCAGGGACAGGGCCAGCAGUACGGGGGCUACAGAGCGUCUCAGACGGGCCCGUCCGCCCAGCAGCAGCGGCCUUACGCCUACGAGCAGGGCCAGUACGGAAACUACCAGCAGUAGGGACGGGCGCCCUUGGUAGAGCCUGGCGGUGGCGUGGCCCCUGGGGACGGUUGGGCCGGCGGCGGCUCUCAUGAACUCUGACCUCGUGACUGCCCCUCCGCCCCACGCAGCGUCUGCAUGUGAAGCGUACACAUUUGGCACUGGGCACGAUGCCAGGCGUGCACCGCUGGCGAGAGGCGGCGCUUUGGUGGUGUGACAUAUUCGGUGCUGUGUAUAGUAUUGUACGUCCAUACGACGGGAGGUUGUCUGGUGCUUGUCCCCCCACCCCCGCCCUUGAUGUUUCUAGCUAGCUUUAGGGGUCCUCUUGUCACCCCAGUGUUCUGUGCCCAGGGAUGGGACCCGUCUACAAGAUGCCAUAGUCCGUGUGUUCGUAUACGCAGGCCUCAGGGCUGCCUCUCCUCACCGCAGCUGGACACGCACGCACAGCCCCUGGAUGGCAGCCUCUCCCCGCGCCUCGGUGGCGGGGAGGGCAUCUUCGGUGUCUUGGGUCAGUUUGUGGUACACAGCGGAAAGGAUAAACAUGCUUCAUUUGGGGAGGCUGUGAAUGGUCCUUCGCAGAACUCGUGCGUGACCUGCGUCUCUCGCCAACUGUGUUUAUCCAAAAUGUUUUCUGUUUUUGUAUAAAGAGGAAAGAGGGAUCAACGAGAAUGUUCCAAACAAACGUACGAUUAGCCUGACCAGGGAAGGAAAGAGGGUCGUUCUUUGAAAUGCCUGGCCUUGGCCCUUACCUAUCUGAUGGUCAGUUUUGGGAUUUGGAUAUUUGAUAUUGCCCAGUUCUGAACUGAGAAUUUAAAAUAUUUGUACCAAAUUUUCCAAACACUUGGCAAGUAUUUUGUUCUAUAUUAAUUCUUCCAGGACUUAUUCAGAUCACAUCUUAUUUUUAAGACGAAUUUUACUGUGUUCUUCCUAAGGAAAAAGGAGGUUUCAUAUAAGGAAAUUUGAGUAAAUAUUACAUUCCUAGGACAUCAGAUUCUGUUUAAGUUCUCCUCAACCAUUAAAGACAACUCACUUGGAAAAGCGCAGUAAGAGGAAAACCUGUUUCGCUAAUCAGUCAUAUAAACAUAUCAACUUUUACCUGGAUAAUAGAGUCCACGUGAAUUCUUUAAAACCAUAUUUGGAUAAAUGCUGACAUACGUCCAAGAACAACCAAGAAAAUGCAAAAAAUAUCCAAUUCUUGAUAUAUCAGAUCUAUUGAAAAUGGUGUUUUUAAAUCGAUGAGUUUUGUGUUUUAGAAGUCUGAAAUAGUUCUUCACCUAGAGUUGUUGAAUGGUUUACAGUUUACAAGGCGUUUUAUGCUGUUUUUGUUUUGUUUUCUUUUGUUUUGUUACUUGAAUGAAUCUUGACAGUCCACACUGGGAAAUACGGAGGCAAUUACUGUUCCAUUUUACAGGUGAAGAAGCGAGGCCCAGAUUAAAGAUUGCCCCAGACGAGUACCAGUCCUGUUCUGGCAUAUUUUCCCUCUUCUGUGGGGACAGAAUCAUACGUACAUUGGGAUGGGAGUGUCUGUUCUAUAGGCAUAUGGGUUUUAAAAACUCUUAACGCUGGUAAGGGCUUAAAAAUACGUAUUAUAUGAAAUUACUGAAAGAGUUCUUAAUUGCUAAAUGACACAGACAUUAGCAAUUUCGUUUGGGGGGGGUGUGCCUCCCUCGAUUUCGUUCUGUUCUUUCCUGACAGUUUUCAUAGAACUAAUUUGCAAACUCAAUCGGGAACUAAAAUUUCCCACUGAAAAUGUUAAACAUUUUAGGUAACUGUGAAAGUAGUUUUAUUUUUAUUCCUUGCCAAUCUGCGAAUAUGCCUGUUAUGUGUGUGUGUUUUUUUAAGUGCUGUAUUAAUACUUUUUGAAAGAAAAGGACACUUAAACUUCUCCCAGAACUUCAAUCUGAAAUGUCUUACAUUAAGAAUUUCUUGAAUGUUGUGUAUAUAUUUUAAAAAGCACUUUGUGAAAUAGUUUGUACAUUUAUUUCCUAAUUUAUACAUGAUUUUUGGUAUUAAUAUAUUUAAUGAUUAAUAACAGAAUGUUUAUUUAAUGUGUUGUCCAUUCUCGUGCCCUUACGGGGAAACGUGGUGCCCGCAGUUCUGUUUUCAUUAAAUGUAUUCUCUUCUGUAAUAUGUUUGCAAAGCUUAGGCUAAAGUGAGUUGUUCGUGCAGUGUGGUCGACAGUGCUUUGUGUUUUAUGACUACUUCCGCAAAAGGCCAGUGACAUGCAAAGGACACUUGGAACUCGAUGCUCGCUCUUCCUCCCGGGGCCCCUGAGCCGCAGCGGGGCUCCGACCUGAGCGAUGCGCGGCGUCCGAAGCGCCGGCCCGCACGGCGCGUGCUCGACCUCCCCGCCGUUACUGCGGGCUGCUGGGGGGCCCCUCGGGUCCCCGCUGCUUCUGGGGACAGGCGGUCUGAGUGCGGGCGGCCGUUCAGAGCUGCGCGGGAGGAAGACGCUUCCGUUCCCCUUUCGAUUUGUGGAGCUGUCACUUCGUUAAUGGAACAGGUCAAAGCCGUCUUAUUUGUGAGCGCCGUACAUUUUCUGAAAAACAUCUAUCAGUUCACUUUUUUCCAGUCGGAGUUUGGCGCGUAUAAAUUGCUUAUGAUUUGGUGUAAUGUAUGAAUAAACUGGUUCUUCAAAACCA